Molecule: messenger RNA, 2652 nt
Organism: Tachyglossus aculeatus (Australian echidna)
Lineage: Eukaryota; Metazoa; Chordata; Mammalia; Monotremata; Tachyglossidae
Gene: STAU2
Product: staufen double-stranded RNA binding protein 2
Exons: 14
Coding region: 10-1926 (638 amino acids)
Source: RefSeq, a predicted model, not a curated record
CGCUCGACAAUGGCCCAAGUGAAAAUGCAGGCUUCCGCCGCCGCCACCAGCCCCCUUGGGCUACCGCCCUCCGUGAACGGCUCCGGGCCCGAGUCGGUCAGUCCCCGUCCCCCCAACUCCACCGCCGUUGGCCUUGGCAACCCACCUCCUUCUAGCCACUUGCCAGCUCCUGUCCCCGAGGGCUCGGCCAAAGCCAAAGAGAAGACGCCAAUGUGUCUGGUCAACGAGUUAGCGCGGUUCAACCGAGUCCAACCCCUCUAUAAGCUCCUGAACGAAAGAGGGCCCGCACACGCCAAGAUGUUCGCCGUGCAGCUGACCCUGGGCGAGCAGCUGUGGGGGGCCGAAGGCAGCAGCAUCAAGAAAGCCCAGCACGCGGCCGCCACCAGGGCCCUGACCGAGAGCACUCUGCCCAAACCCACGCCCAGGCCGCCCAAGAACAACGGCAACAACAACCCAGGGAGCAUCACGCCGACGGUGGAACUGAACGGGCUGGCCAUGAAGAGGGGCGAGCCCGCCGUCUACAGGCCCCUCGAUCCCAAACCCGCUUCCAACUACCGGGCAAAUUACAACUUCCGAGGGAUGUACAACCAAAGGUACCACUGCCCGGUGCCCAAGAUUUUUUACGUCCAGCUGACGGUGGGCAACCACGAGUUCUUCGGGGAGGGGAAGACCCGGCAGGCCGCCAGACACAACGCCGCCACCAAGGCCCUGCGCGCUCUGCAGAACCAGCCCAUUCCAGAGAAAUCCCCUCAGAACGGAGAAGCGGGAAAAGACCCGGAGGAGGACAAGGAGGCCAACAAGUCGGAGAUCAGCGCCGUCUUCGAAAUCGCCCUGAAGCGUCACAUGCCCGUCUGUUUCGAGGUGAUAAAGGAGAGCGGGCCCCCGCACAUGAAGAGCUUCGUCACCCGCGUGGCCGUGGGCGACUUCCGCGGCCAGGGAGAGGGCAACAGCAAGAAACUGUCCAAGAAGCGGGCCGCCACCGUCGUCCUGCAGGAACUGAGGAAACUCCCCCCGCUCCCGCUCGUCGAGCGGCCCAAGCCGUACUUCAAGAAGCGCCCUCGGGCGAUACUCAAGGCCAGCCCAGAAUCCGGGCAGGGCGUCAAUCCCAUCAGCCGCCUGGCUCAGAUCCAGCAGGCCCGGAAGGAGAAGGAGCCCAACUACGUCCUGCUGUCGGAGCGAGGCCUGCCGAGGAGGAGAGAGUUUCUGAUGCAGGUGAAAGUGGGCAAGGAGACGACGACCGGAACGGGCCCCAAUAAGAAGGUGGCCAAAAGGAACGCCGCCGAAGCCAUGCUGCUGCACCUCGGGUACAAAGCCUCCGCCCCCCACCACGAUGCAGCCGACAAGAGCGGGGACAAGAAAGGGUGGAACGGCCCGAAGCUUGGAUUCCCCGAACCGACCAGCAACACUCCGAAGGGCAUCCUGCACCUGUCGCCCGACGUGUACCAAGAGAUGGAGGCCAGCCGCCACAAGGCCGGGCCGGGCUCUCCGGGCUUCCCGGGCUUCCCGGGCUGCCCCCGGACCCGGGAACUGCUCCUCAACGGCUCCUCUCCCAGCGGCCCGGCCCUGCAGCCGGCCAAACAGCUCGAGUACCUCGCCGGCAUCCAGGGUUUCCAGGUUCACUACAGUGACAGGCAGAAUGGCAAGGAGUGUCAUACGUGUAUGACUUUAUCCCCCGUCCAGAUGACCUUCCACGGUGUCGGAAGCUCCGCCGAAGCCAGCCGCAACCAGGCCGCCCUAAGUGCCUUGAAGCAGUUCUCGGAACAGGGAUUGGAUCCGGUCGAAGGGGCUCCGAAGAUGGGGAACGGAUCCCUGGAAAAAGCGGCCAAGCGUCCGGGAGAGAAGGCGGAGGGGAAGGCGCCGAACCCGGGCCCCGUCGCCCAGCCCCGGAAGGAUCCCAAGCCCGUCGCGGCCACCUCGCCCUCCUAAAAGCCGUCGACACGCGACGGGGGCGUUGGGGGAGACGCGCGCCAUUUUCCGAAGCUCACGGGAAAACGACACGCACGAUGCCACCAGGAGGAGGGAUGACGCGCACGGUACUGUCGGUUCAUCCCGGGAACUCGGCCUGUGAGAGCGGGAUGACCGACUCACCCCCAUCCCGCUUCCCGGACGUCACCGUGGAUUCGUGGGGGGGGGAGGGAAACCCAAAAACGGGAGACGAGGAUCGAUUCCGCAUCCGGUUCGGGUUGGGCCGACUUCUCCGUUAGCGUAGUUUGGUUCCCUUUUACUCUUUUUUUUUUUUAAAAAAAAGGACCGUCCUCAUAAUAACGGUAAUAAUAAUAAUAAUAAUCAUGCUUGACUGUUUUAAAAUUAACCGAUGACAGUACUGUGAGACUUGUAAGUGUCUUCAUGUGUAGUCACGCAGCUUUUUAGGCGAGCCACGGCGCGCUCUUCGUUCCCUUUGAAUAAUGUAUGACUUGUCGGGACUUUUAGGAAGAGGGGAGUUGGAAACGGGGGCGAGCGUCCGUCCACCCGGCCCCUCGCCGCCCCGGGGUCGGCCGGAAGGCGAGAGGGAGGAGGGGAGCCUCCCCCAGCCCCGGCGGCCGCGGGGGCUGGGGUGGACGUCUUCUGGAGGCGGCCCUCUGCAUCAGCAUGUUGGAAUUUAAGCGUGUGUGGUCAAAUGCAGUAAAAAAAAAAAAAACCCACCUCAGUUCA